GGGUUCUCGCCCGACAAGAACAAAGAAUGAAUGGAAACCUAACCUCGAAGCAGAGUACUCUGCGUCCCAUGAUGAUGAUUUGACUUGCGUGCGGGGAGCAAAAAUCAUAUAUCCGUUUUCCGCUGUCCCUAACACCUUCUGCGUCUGCGUCUCCCUCUCUGUUUCAUCACUCUCUUUAGGGCUUUUCCUCUCUUCUUAAACCACAGGUAAGCCAUUGUUUUCCGUUCUCACCUGCUUACUCUGUACUCUUUCGUCGCGAACUAUGAAAUCCCAAUUCUCUGUUUUCUCUUGCGGGGUUCCAUCGAAUUUAUCAACCAUCGACCUUCGUUGAGCGAAUUGGCAAUGGUGAGAACUGUUGUACCAUCAAUGGGGGAGAGCGGCAAGCGACCACGACAGCGAAGAGAGUAUGACGAGGACAACAAGAAGAAUCACAAGAAACGAUUAAAUGACAAGGAUGAAAGGAAUAACGAUGAACUGGUUGUAUACAGAAUAAUAUGCCCAGAUGAGGUUAUUGGAAGCGUCAUUGGUAAAAACGGGAAAGUGAUAAACUCAAUACGGCAAGAAACAAGAGCCAAAGUCAAGGUGGUGGAUCCAUUUCCAGGGGCCAAGGGUAGGGUUAUAACCAUCUAUUGCUAUGUCAAGUCAAAGGAUGAUGUUGACAUUGAUGAGGAAUAUAGUAGUAGUACUAUUACACCCUUGUGUGGUGCUCAGGACGCUCUACUUAAAGUUCAUGCUGCCAUCCGUAAUGCAAUUGCAGCUGCUGCAGACUCUGAUAAUAGCAAGAGAACAGACAAGGAGGAAUGUGAAAUCCUUGUUCCUUCCAGCCAGUCGGCGAAUAUCAUUGGUAAAUCUGGGAUGACUAUAAAAAAAUUGAGAAGCAAAACGAGGGCUAGCAUUAAAAUUAAUGCCAAGGACGUUUCUGAUCCUACUCAUGCUUGUGCUAUGGACUUUGACAACUUUUUACUGAUAUCCGGUGAACCAGAGUCGGUGAAGAGAGCUCUAUUUGCUGUUUCUGCAAUCAUGUUUAAGUUUGGUCCCAAAGAAGCAGUUCCUCUGGAAACAACAGUACCGGACGUUCCUCCAAGCAUCAUAAUACCAUCAGAUGUCCCCAUAUAUCAUCCUCCACUUGGACUAUAUCCAAAUGCAGAUUCUAUUGGCCCUCCUAGAUCCAUUCCACCCAUCUUAGGUUCUGCACACGUACCGGAACUUCAAGGUUAUGGCGAUCCAAGUGGUUCAUGGCCUGUCUAUUCAUCCAACCUACCUGGACUAGCUACUUUGCAGUCUGGUCCUCCUCAAUCAGAAGAGUUAAUUGUGCGGGUGUUGUGCCCUUUCAGCAAGAUUGGACGUGUCAUUGGCAAGGGUGGUGCGACCAUUAAAAGCAUAAGGCAGGCCAGUGGUGCUAGAAUUGAGGUUGAUGAUACCAAGGUUGACCGCGAUGAGUGUCUUGUUACAGUCAUUGCAGUGGAGUCACCUGAUGACUUGAAAUCCAUGGCUGUCGAAGCAGUUCUAUUGCUCCAAGGAAAAAUUAGUGACGAGGAUGUGGAUACUGUUAAUAUGAGGCUACUUAUCCCUUCCAGAGUUAUAGGAUGUAUUAUUGGGAAAAGUGGUUCAAUCAUCAGUGAAAUCCGGAAGAGAACUAAUGCAGAUAUCCGUAUCUCAAAAGGUGAUAAGCCAAAAUGUGCGGAGGCUAAUGAUGAACUUGUUGAGUUGCUAGGGGAAGUUGCCUGUGUUAGGGACGCACUUGUUCAGAUUGUUCUAAGGCUUAGAGAUGAUGCAUUGAAAGACAGGGACAGUGGUCACAGUUCUGCUGCUGAUUCGUUAUACCCAGGAGCUCCUGGGCUUCCGGUUACUUCUCUCUUUCCUACUAUGCCUCCUAUUACUCCAUUGGGAUUUGAUCGAAGGGGUGAAGCUGGAAAUAGUUUGGGUUUGCUUCCCUCCAACAGCCUUCACGGAUAUGGAUCUUUGCCUAUUGGGGAAAAUGGCUACGGGACCAUGUCCUCGUAUUCUUCAUCCAAGCUAUAUGGAGGGUUUCCUCCACCCCCAACUCGUGAGAUGUUGGUGCCUGCCAAUGCUGUAGGGAGAGUUUUGGGCAAAGGAGGGGCAAACAUUGCCAACAUUCGAAAGAUAUCAGGAGCAAUGAUUGAAAUUUCUGAAUCCAAGGGUUCUAGGGGUGACCGUAUUGCACAUAUAUCUGGCACACCAGAGCAGCAACUUGCAGCUGAAAAUUUAAUCCAGGCAUUUAUAAUGGCUACCUAGUUUAUUGCGGAUGUGUAGUUCUUGAAGUCUCUUCUCUCCGAACAUCUUCUUAGAUCUGUUAGGUUUUCCUUCCGGUGACUGCUCAAAUUCUAGGCCUCAGCGAUCAGAGUCUCUUCCAGUUCCAUGGAGCCUGUCAAGAUAAUGGUUGAAGGUUCACUGCUGGCUUAGAACUCUUUGAUAUAGGUUUCCUUUGUUGCUCUUUAAAAACCAUCCAAUCUUAGAACUCCAUAGGAUCUUUCUUUCUUUUACGUUUGGCUUUUGCGUAUCUUAUCAUUUACUGCUAUGGGCCCAUCUCAUUUCCAACUAUGUUCAUAUUCUGUUUUGCAAUCACGUUCGAGAAAGGUUUCACAUAAUCCUUCUUGCUGGACUCGGGACUCGUGUGAUCUCCGUCGUCAUACAAUCUCUUGCCCUCUAUUUCCUGUUGGAAAAAUCUCUUGCUACGACAAAAUGUGUUGCUAUUGAAUCACUUGGUGCCGC
Molecule: messenger RNA, 2733 nt
Organism: Linum tenue
Lineage: Eukaryota; Viridiplantae; Streptophyta; Magnoliopsida; Malpighiales; Linaceae
Source: the annotation of a GenBank genome assembly